GCGAGCACGUCUGUCAACUACAAGUCAUCUGCCUGGGAAAAAAAAACUACAGCAGGAACUUUUUAACAAAAACUUUUUACAAAGUUUACCUAGCCUUCUUCCCCCAGGACCCAUGGGUUUCUACCUGUUUGGAUUACUUUUAUGUUGCUUGUUCAGUGCCACUGAAGUCUUAGCCGGUUACCCUAUCUGGUGGUCCCUGGCUCUGGGACAGCAGUACACAUCACUAGGAUCACAGCCAAUCCUUUGUGGCUCCAUUCCAGGUCUGGUACCAAAGCAGCUCCGGUUUUGUCGGAAUUACAUUGAAAUUAUGCCUAGUGUGGCUGAAGGGGUCAAACUAGGGAUCCAGGAAUGCCAACACCAGUUUAGAGGCAGGAGAUGGAAUUGUACAACCAUUGAUGACAGCCUGGCAAUCUUUGGGCCUGUCCUUGACAAAGCAACUCGAGAGUCUGCCUUCGUCCAUGCCAUUGCUUCAGCUGGAGUGGCCUUCGUAGUGACACGUGCUUGUGCUGAAGGAACAUCUACUAUAUGUGGCUGUGACUCGCAUCACAAAGGCCCACCUGGGGAGGGGUGGAAAUGGGGAGGCUGCAGUGAAGAUGCAGAGUUUGGAGUCCUGGUCUCCCGCGAGUUUGCCGAUGCAAGGGAAAACCGCCCUGAUGCCAGAUCUGCCAUGAACAGGCACAACAAUGAAGCAGGUAGAACAACAAUCCUGGACCAUAUGCAUCUCAAAUGUAAGUGUCAUGGACUGUCAGGGAGCUGUGAGGUGAAGACAUGCUGGUGGGCACAGCCUGAUUUUCGGGUCAUCGGGGACUACCUCAAGGACAAGUAUGACAGUGCUUCUGAGAUGGUAGUGGAAAAACACAGAGAAUCCCGGGGAUGGGUCGAGACCCUACGAGCAAAGUAUGCCUUCUUCAAACCUCCAACUGAGCGGGACCUCGUCUAUUAUGAAAACUCACCUAACUUCUGUGAUCCAAACCCAGAAACAGGGUCCUUUGGAACGAGAGACAGAGUGUGCAAUGUGACUUCACAUGGGAUCGAUGGAUGUGAUUUGCUCUGCUGUGGGCGAGGUCACAACACUAGGACUGAGAAGCGGAAGGAAAAAUGCUACUGCAUCUUUCACUGGUGUUGUUAUGUCAGCUGCCAAGAAUGUAUCAGAGUCUAUGAUGUCCACACUUGCAAAUAAAGACCGUCCAGACAGAGUUUUUCUUAAAAAAAAAAACAAAAGAAUCCAGGCUUCAGAAGUUACAGUAAUUUUCAUCAUCUGCAGAUCUGCAAACUGCAGUAAGAACUAUGGGAAGAUUAAAGAAGGACAGUGUCUAUGAUUAUUUGAUUCAAAAACAUGCACAAGCCAGGGAGAGAGUAUGCAGACCUACUACAGAUCAUAAUGCAAUAAGUUAUGAAAAAAAAUAAAACAAAAGCAAGAGUGAGUCCAUGUCCAAAAUAUAUAAAGAAAAUCAACUUUUUAGUUAGAGCACACAAUUUGGCAGUCCAACAUGCAAUUAUGUAAUGCAGUUAAUUAGCAUAUAUGUAAAUACUAUGCAUGCAGACUUGUUAAGGUCACCAAGUCUUAAAAGAUGCAGUCUGCAUUCUAAACAGACAGGUGUUUUAUGCCCUUCUAAUCAAGGAUGACUUGUUGGGGAAACCAUUACAGGUUUUAACUUGUGUAUUGUAAUAACACUCCAGCAUAUUUUUUCCUGACAAGUCUUACAAGUUUCAAGUGGGAUGGAGUUUCUUUUCCUCUCAGAAUACUAAAAAAAGAAGGCUGCAAAACAGUAAUUUUUUACUAGGCUGGACUGCAAUAAUUGCUUUCAAAGUGAAGACAAGUUGCAGGCUAAUAGGGCAAUGGGUACUUGCAGAGAGGGACAGUGAUACAUUUUUCUGUGCAUUAAAGGAGUGUGUAAUUCUAAUCUAACAAAUAAUUUCAGAAUACAGAGAAUUAAUGAUGUAAAUAACAUGCACUGACCUGCUGGACUACAGGAAGAAAAUCUGCCUGCAUUGCCACUGAGCCAGAUUGAUUUAUCAAGGCAAGUCCCAGACAAACAGCUGGUAAGAGAAUUAUAGGGCACAGGUAAAUAUUGUUUCCAGCAGGUGAGCCACAUGAUACACCUCUAUAAAUUUUCCAUAAGUAUGGAAAGAUCAGAUGCUCACAGUUGAACAACUGUGCACAGAACCACAUACCCUCUUGCACACUGACAUCACAUCCAUGUCCCCUGUCAUUGCCUUAGGGUAUGGAAAACAGAAACGCAGCAUGCUGGGUCAGCUGCAAUUAACUCGUAACUCCCACACAGGAUGGGAACAAAUUAACUGGAUGGGGGAGACAGAACUAGGUGACAUGCAUUCUGCAAAAUAAAAGCACUGGAGCAAGGGGGUGAUAAAGUAGAGUUCACUUAAAUUUAACUGGAUUAAAUAAUCCAUUCACUUUUAGCAGCCAGUUUAUGUCCUGUAAAGUCAUCCAACCAUUAGUACUUUGUGGAUGAUUCAUGGGUGUUGAAUUGAGACUUUGCCCUAGACAUUUUCAGCAUGGCAGCAAUACUUUACAUACACAGCUGCUCAAAAAUGACCCUGCUGGAGGCCUCAUUCAAACGUCUGUACCCUUCAAUGCCGAUGUAAAUGCCAAAAUCACUCUGUGAUGAUGUUAACCCAAACUCAAACAGUUAAACUAUGAUGUUGCACCUGUAAAGAAGAAUAGAAGCUUUAUAUUCCAGCACAAUCUGUUUAGAACCUUUUAUAUAUAUUAAAUUCAUACAUAAGGUGAUUAAAUAAGUAUGUGGAAUUUCACAGUUGCUCUGGGCUUUCAAAGUGAAUUCCAAAAACACUUUCAAGAAUGCAUAUGUACUCAGCCAGGUAUUAAUAUUACUUAGUUGUCAGUGAUAGACAGUAGGUCUUAAGAUAAACUAAAAAAGGGAAAUUGGAUUAAGGUGUUAGAAUUCCCCUUUUAUCUAGUAUCAAAAUGAGAUUUAAGCAGAUCCCAGAAUUUUCUGCAAACUAUACAGAUUCUGGCUGGCUCUAAAUGAAGCCCAUUAAAGUUAGCUGUCAAUACCUUUUUUCAAAUGGUUUAAGCAUCAGGAAUUGUCUGCUCACAUCUUUUCCUUAUUUAUGCUGAUAGUUUCCCCAGAGCAGGAAACACAUGAAUGGUUCUGAGAUUGCAUUUGGUUGGUAUUACUGACA
This is a messenger RNA of Protopterus annectens (West African lungfish), 3165 nucleotides long. RefSeq names its product Wnt family member 3 (gene WNT3). Gene Ontology annotation, molecular function: cytokine activity; frizzled binding. Gene Ontology annotation, biological process: neuron differentiation; cell fate commitment; multicellular organism development. Gene Ontology annotation, cellular component: extracellular region. The transcript has 4 exons. Lineage: Eukaryota; Metazoa; Chordata; Ceratodontiformes; Protopteridae. The coding region runs from base 113 to 1180 and encodes 355 amino acids. The record is from RefSeq and is a predicted model, not a curated record.